AUGAAUCGAUUCUCGGUUAGGACGUUGUCAGUUUCUCUGCUUCUCUUAUUCCUCUCUCACUCUGUCAACUGUGAUCCGCUCACAAAGGACGAGAAUGAGAAUCGACUGAAGACGUGUGGAAAAGCUAUUCAAUGUGAGUCCCUCGGACACUUUUUUGUUGCAACAACUUGAAAAACCUUUUCAGCAAAAGUGUACCAAGGGCGUGAAGCGGCUCAAUCGGAAGCCCCGUGGUCGGUGUUUGUGAAUGUGCUCGAGGGGUCGAGCGUGACCGUCUGCACGGGAACCGUCAUUUCGCCCCGCCACAUCCUCACCGCCACUCACUGCUUCACCACAAUCACCAACGAUGGAUGGGAUCAAAUCGAGGACGGCGGACGGGUUUUGACCGAAAAGAAGGGCACAAACUACGUGAUUUCCGCUAAAGAAUGGCUCAAGAAGGUGACGGUGAAGUCGAAUGGAAAGGUGAUCGCCGAGCGUCCGGAGAGACUCACCCUCAUUUCUGCCACGUCGAAGAGGGCCAUCGCGAGCGGGGAGAGUCCGAAUCAGCAUUACGAGGACAUGGCGCUGAUCGAUUUGUACGAAGAUGUGGUGUUCAGUGAGAACGUGCACGCCGCUUGUGUUUCCCGUGAGUCCCGAAAACUCUUAGGCCGGCAAAGUCUGGAAAUUGUGAAGCUGUAACUUCCUACAGAAACCUCACAUUUACCUGACUCAUUUCGAAGAACAACAGCGAUUUCUAUGUUCGAUUUCUGGAGAUACAUUGAAAAAAUCGCCGAGCUGAACUGUUUUCAGAAAGCGUCGACGAAAACAAGGAACAGACACAGUUGGAGAUCUUCGGAUUCGGACUGAAUCGUGAGCUCUCGCCCGCUCUUGACGAUUCCUAAACUAUGAUGAUUUUCCAGCGAAAACACUAGGUCCCGGCACCCAAACCGACAAUACCGGCAUUCUGAGACAUGAAAAGAUGCAAGUGUUCACAAUGAAUGUGAAACUGGAGCCCUUCAACUUUCUCGCCCACGAUCCGAACGGAACGACCAUCACUUGCUCGGUAAUCUGAAAAUAUUGAGGUGUGAAGGUUUUGAUUGAAUUGACAUUUCAGGGUGACAGUGGCGGUGGAGCAGUUUCGAAGAGUAACGGAAAGACGACAAUAGUCGGAGUCUUGUCCUCAAGUUUGUGAUCCUUUCCGAUCUGUUCAGUGCAUCUUCUCAUUCCAGCCAACUGCGCGUCUCCAAAACGUCCGAUACUUGCCGAACUCUACUCGUCCGUCGGCCACUUUUCCGGUCAAAUCUGUCAACUUUCGGGAGUGUGCGAAUCGGCCGAUUAUGAUAAGCACCACAGUGAAUACGUGAGACAACCGAAGCCGAUCCGAACAACCGAACCUCCGGCAGUGAGUCAAGGCAACAACGGCGGAUCGGGAACGGGAGAGACGGGGCAAACGAUCCCGGAUGGGAGCGAUUCAAAAGAUGAGAGUGGAGGACAGAAGGAUGUUGCAAACGGUGCGAAGAUCGGAGGAUAUCUCGGACGGAUUCCGAUUCUGCUCACUUUUCUGCUCUUUUUGUAA
Messenger RNA from Caenorhabditis sp. 36 PRJEB53466, 1552 nucleotides. Lineage: Eukaryota; Metazoa; Nematoda; Chromadorea; Rhabditida; Rhabditidae. The record is from the annotation of a GenBank genome assembly.